Molecule: messenger RNA, 1470 nt
Organism: Colletotrichum chrysophilum
Lineage: Eukaryota; Fungi; Ascomycota; Sordariomycetes; Glomerellales; Glomerellaceae
Exons: 1
Coding region: 1-1470 (489 amino acids)
Biological process (GO): carbohydrate metabolic process
Molecular function (GO): polygalacturonase activity
Source: RefSeq, a predicted model, not a curated record
AUGGCUUCGCGCUCAGCUUUCAGGGUCUAUGGCAGCCCGUCAGGCGUAUCCAUUCGCGACGAGUUCGUGGUGGAAGUCCGUCCCACAUCGCCUGGCAGCACUGAGAAGCAGCAAUGGACUCGCGUGCCAGCAUACGCCAUUGAGGUCGCCAACGCCAACAUUACACGAAACGACUUCAAGAGACAUACAGUGGCCUUAGCCUCAUUUGAUAUCAGCGGUCCUGUCGAUAUCAAAGUAACAUACACGGCUUGCCCCGUUAAAGAGGCAAUCAUUCGCCCGGUUUCUCUCGGCAUCGAUACUCAAGUUCAUGAGGGAGAGAUCACGUUCACACUCAACGAGUCUCGCGAUGUUAUGCUUGAGAUCAACAAUAACAAGUGGAAGGCUUUGCACUUGCUUACCAACGAGAUUGACGCAAACGCGCCGACGCAAGAUACCGAUGAUAUUUGGUACUUCGGGCCCGGGAUCAAUCAAGGGACCGCUUACUCAAAUAUCACUGACGGAGUCAACUUGAUGGUGCCGUCAGGCAAGACCGUCUAUCUCGCUGGCGGUGCAUUCAUCACCUGCAGACUCAACUUCGUCGGCGUUUCCAACAGUGCUGUCAAAGGCCAUGGCUUCAUUCUCGGCCCGAAAGACGGAUACGUCCAUAGGGAGCUUGGCGGGGCGAUUCACAUGAGCAACGCAAACAACAUCCUGGUGGAAAAGGUCACAUCAAUCGGGGCCAACGGCUUCAGUCUGUCGGCCGGAGAAUGUGACGGUGUUCGCGUUGACGGCUACCGGUCAUUUUCUUUUGCUGGAAACGGCGAUGGAAUCGACUUCUUCUGCUCAUCAAACAUCAUCAUUGAAAACUGCUUCCUGCGAAACUCAGAUGAUACCAUUGCUCUCUAUUCCCAUCGAUGGGACUGGUACGGCGACUCGAAAAACAUUACGAUCCGAAAAUGUGUGCUACUGCCAGAGAUUGCGCACGCCAUCAAUAUGGGCACGCACGGGAAUCCUGCCAAACCAGAGACGACAAGCAACAUUUGCAUAAGCAAUAUCGAUAUCUUGGAUCACGAGGAGAAUCAGCUGUGGUAUCAAGGGUGCAUCGCCAUCAACGCUGCUGAUGAGAACCUCUUUCAUGAUAUCCACAUAGAGAAUGUCAGGGUUGAGCGAAUCACGAAGGGUCAAUUGUUCAAUCUCCGUGUCAUGCAAAACGCGAUGUGGACGACGGCGCCAGGUAGGGGAAUUCGUGAUGUGGUCUUCAAGAACGUGUCACUCGACAUGGGACACUCCAAAAUUGUCAACCCUUCACAGAUCCUGGGUUACGAUCAGCAGCGACAGAUAGAGAACGUCAAAUUUCAGGGCCUCAGAAUCGAGGGUCGAGAAAUCCAUGAGGGUAUGGAGAAGCCCAGGUGGUACAUGGUCGCCGACUUGGUUCCUGUUUUUGCCAAUGAGCAUGUCAAAGGCUUAUCGUUUGAGGAUUUGACGUCUUAG